Molecule: messenger RNA, 318 nt
Organism: Naegleria fowleri
Lineage: Eukaryota; Heterolobosea; Eutetramitea; Acrasida; Naegleriidae
Exons: 2
Coding region: 1-318 (105 amino acids)
Source: RefSeq, a predicted model, not a curated record
AUGCAACGUGAUACUAACGCAAACUUAACAAGUGGUGGAACUCUCCACAACAUUAAGGAGAAGAUUCAACACCCUUUCAGACACGAUACUGAUUCAAACAUUACCUUCCCAACCCAUGAGCAGAAGAAACAGUUCGAACAUCAACCAACUACGGGCGCUGGUCUCGGUAGUACUGAUGUUGGUGGUACAAGUACUGUUACAAGUACCACUGUUCCUCCAUCUUCUGGUUUGAGCACGGGUACUACCUCUUCAACACUUGGAACAACAUCCAACAUUCCAAGAGAAAGCGAGUAUGAUGUCAAUAAGAAGAAGUGGUAA